This is a messenger RNA of Chaetomium strumarium, 2911 nucleotides long. RefSeq lists its product as uncharacterized. NCBI's taxonomy places the organism in Eukaryota, Fungi, Ascomycota, Sordariomycetes, Sordariales, Chaetomiaceae. The record is from RefSeq and is a predicted model, not a curated record. The transcript is spliced from 4 exons. Bases 1 to 2727 code for a protein of 908 amino acids.
AUGGUGAAGUUGGACUACGAGCGAGAUUAUUAUGCAGACCUCGAUCUGCCCCCAACGGCAGAUGCUACUGAAGUGAAGAAGCAGUUCAAAAAGCUCGCGCUGCAAUGGCAUCCUGAUCGCAACCCAGGUAGAGAAGAUGCGGCCAAGGAAAAGUUUCUGGUCAUCCAGGCCGCCCACGAAAUCCUUUCCGACCCUGCUACCAAGUCCAAAUUCGACGCCUACCACCGCCAGCGGACGGCUAGGUACCCGGCAGCUUCUGGGGUGAAGGGAAAUCCUUGGCAAUACACGGCACAUGACGUGAACCAGAGAUAUGGUGCCCCGCCGAAACGGCCUCCGAUGCCAACGCGCCCGGCCGCACCAACAGCAACAUCAACGCAUUCAUGGUCAUGGGCGCGGAAUCCACCGCAGAGUGCAAAGUCUAAGAUGGAGAGCGCCAGAGCAAGCACGGAGGCAUGGAAUCGGGCGAGGCCAGUACCCAAACCACCUCAGGCUGGCACAGCGGCUGCUGGUGGCACGGCCCGUCCUUCCCAGCCUAGGGAACCCCCGCCAACGCCGCGGACAGCAGCCCAGGCGAGACGACAGGAGGCAGCGUUUGGUACAAGGAGGGCCGGAUACGCCCCUGCGUCACCCGUUGGAGACGAACCGCAGGUGAAGAACCAGCACUACAACACGAGUGCCGGCGCCAAUACUGGAGCCAGUACAGCCCAGACGAGCAACCGCAGACCAGCGUCUGCAUUUCCUGAUCCUUAUCCAGCGAAUGCCGGUUACAACGAAACGUUCUUGGACAGUCGCCAACGCACGCCGUAUGCCGCGAACGUCGGCGAGAAAACAGACCCCUUCGAGCCGUUAAACGUCAACCGGGCGAAGAGCAUGAGAGAUCCCACCAAGAAGGACCACGAGACGCCUCCGGCGCCACCCCCACGUCCACGUAGCGCGAGCGUUGGGUCGGAUAACUUCAAGAGGUCGACGAACGACAAACCAGCCUUUAAUGGGUUUAAUGCGAAUCCUCCAUCCCAGUUCCAGUCGCGAGCGAGCGCUCGGUACAGUCCACACGGCCUAGAGACGAAUUCGGCUCCCCAGACCGCUACCUUCCCAACCGCCGGCCCCAGCAGCUCUAGCUCGUCUGUCAACAGCAGUACGAAAGCAACAGUCAACGGUGAUGCAUCAGAUCAGACAAAGAAUGGCGCAAAAGUGUACGAGAAUCCUUUUCCUUCCUACUAUCGCAACGGUGGUGGUGUUGGCGUGGGCUCGACCCAAAGGAAGAAGUUCGAUUACCCUGCCUACAAGUGUGAAGAGAGCUUCAAGCCAGCUCCUAGUGGAGAUACACCAAGCGCCGGCGCCAACGCUUUCGAGGCGAGAUUGCUGGCGCAGCUGCAACACCUACUGUGCAAGCCACGCCCGCAACCAUACAAGCAGCCUGUGGCAUCAGUUCCGUCCAGCACUCUGUCAACAGACAAAACUGGGUACCACCUCAGCGCACACGCUAACAGCACUUAUCCGGACAGCUUUUCGGUGCCUCUGGACGAUAUGCUGAACCUCCCGAAUCAGCAAGCCCGCUUCACCCGAAACAGCGCCGAUAAUAUCAACACGCGGUUCGUUGCUGAGGAGAAGGAUGGCGCUAGCUUCCAGUUCAGCGCGGGCGCCGCGACGUCUCCGGACGACAGCUUCCUGCGGGCUAAACGAGCAGCUCGCGGCGGGCGCCAGUCACCGCUUAGGAACGAGUUCACUGCGUCAGCCGAGCCAACCACUACUGCACCGGAGCCUGAACCGGCCAAAAGACAGAGUGAUUUCGUCCCCGAGCAGUGGAAGGAAGCAUUCGGACCUCAUGUUUUUAUACCCCCGCAGGCGAACAAACCGUCGGUUUCACCCACACGACCCAUGCGACCGAUUAAGAAACCUCGACCGGUCCGGAUGACUGCAGGCACGGCAGGAUUGGUGGACGAGGACGAAACUAGCGGCGAGGACAAGGCCAAAGCUAGUCGACGUAGCAGUGGCAUCAACGGAUCUAGGAGUCCGAACGCUAUGGACAUCGACUCGCCGCCACCUGAGCCCUCGACCGCUCAACCCAGCGGUGCCCGAAACAUCAACGUCGAGCCGACAAACCCCCAGUGGCGUGCAGGUAACGUCAACGGCACCAGUGCCGAGCCCAAGCUGGGUGCCAGCUUGAAAAUUCCCAACCUGAAGCCCAACGCAGCUGGGUCCGAAGACAGCGAAGACUUCAUCGUCAACUCGAUGCUGCACGAAAUAAGGAAGGUCGAGCCGUUCGCGCAGAAGGUAACCGGCCUCAACUCCUUCGCCGACCUUGGCGCAAACCUGCCUUUCCCCAGCCGCCCUUCGGCCAAGAUCCCCCUCAGCCACGAGAGGCCGAAACAGCUCGACAUCCCGUCCCCGCCCACGGCGCCCCGUCCUCCGGCAAGCCUCUGCAUUCCAUCACCGAAACCCGACACUCCGGCAUGGCAGACCUACGUGCGCGAGUUCGAUGCCUACAUGGCGCAGUGGUACAAGUUCAACCGGCUGAUGACGGAUCACUUCGCCGCGCGGCAGAAGGUGCAUGAGAACAGUGGCCUGGCGUGGCUGAAUGCGCGCGGAGAUGCGGGCGUGCAGGAAUAUCUCCGAACACUGGAGGAAGACAAGACUGUCCGGCAGCGUUGGAUGGCGGCUUGCGAGCAGCACGAGCUGCACUUCAGAGAGUUUAUGGAGUGUCGGGAACGGGUGGUGCAGGUUUAGAUGGCCACAGAUGGGAGGGUUGAGCACCGGUUUUGGGGCAUGGCAUCUUGGCCGGAAUGUGAGUGAAUGUAAUGGUUUUGGUGGUUUCCCUUUUUAUUAUAUUUGAGGCUUCGUCUUGGGCAUCCAUAGACAGGUCUGAUCCGGUUCGGCGCAGCAACGUUAUGUAUCUUGAUACCCUGCAGAU